AUGGCAGCCUUGGUGCAUGCCUGGGAGGAGCAGCAGCAUGAGCAGCAGCAGCAGCAUGAGCAGCAGCAGCAGGAGGAGCAGCAGCAGGAGGAGCAGCAGCAGCAGGAGGAGCAGCAGCAGGGGCAGCAUGAGCAGCAGCAGCAGGAGCAGCAGCAUGAACAGCAGCAGCAGCAGGAGCAGCAGCAUGAGCAGGAGGAGCAGCAUGAGCAGCAGCAGCAUGAGGAGCAGGAGCAGCAGGAGGAGCAGCAUCAUGAGCAGGAGCAGCAGCAGGAGGAUCAGGAGCAGCAGCAUGAGCAGGAGCAGCAGCAUGAGCAGGAGCAGCAGCAGGAGGAGCAGGAGCAGCAGCAUGAGCAGGAGCAGCAGCAUGAGCAGGAGCAGCAGCAGGAGGAGCAGGAGCAGCAGCAUGAGCAGGAGCAGCAGCAGCAUGAGGAGCAGCAGCAGCAGGAGGAGCAGGAGCAGCAGCAUGAGCAGGAGCAGCAGCAGCAGCAUGAGCAGAAGCAGCAGCAUGAGCAGGAGCAGCAGCAGGAGGAGCAGGAGCAGCAGCAUGAGCAGGAGCAGCAGCAGCAUGAGGAGCAGCAGGAGCAGGAGGAGCAGCAGCAGCAGGAGCAGCAUCAUGAGCCGGAGCAGCAGCAGGAGGAUCAGGAGCAGCAGCAUGAGCAGGAGCAGCAGCAGGAGGAUCAGGAGCAGCAGCAUGAGCAGGAGCAGCAGCAUGAGCAGGAGCAGCAGCAGGAGGAGCAGGAGCAGCAGCAUGAGCAGGAGCAGCAGCAGCAUGAGCAGGAGCAGCAGCAGCAUGAGGAGCAGCAGGAGCAGGAGGAGCAUGAGCAGCAGGAGGAGCAGGAGCAGCAGCAGGAGGAGCAGCAGCAGCAUGAGCAGCAGCAGGAGGAGCAGCAGCAUGAGCAGGAGCAGCAGCAGCAUGAUCAGCAGGAGCUGCAGCAGGAGGAGCAGGAGCAGCAUGAGCAGCAGCAGGAGGAGCAGCCGCAGCAGCAGGAGGAGCAGGAGCAGCAGCAGCAGGAGCAGCAGGAGGAGCAGCAGCAGGAGCAGCAGCAGCAUGAGGAGGAGCAGGAGCAGCAUGAGAAGCAGCAGCAUGAGCAGCAGCAGGAGGAGCAGCAGCAUGAGGAGAAGCAGCAGGAGCAGCAGCAGCAGCAUGAGGAGGAGCAGGAGCAGCAGCAUGUGCAGCAGGAGGAGCAGGAGAAGCAGCAGCAGCAUGAGGAGCAGCAGCAUGAGGAGCAGCAGCAGCAUGAGGAGGAGCAGGAGCAUCAGCAGCAUGAGGAGGAGCAGGAGCAGCAUGAGGAGCAGGAGCAGCAGCAGGAGGAGCAGGAGCAGCAUGAGGAGCAGCAUGAGCAGCAGCAGGAGCAGCAUGAGGAGCAGGAGGAGCAUGUGCAGCAGGAUGAGCAGCAGCAUGAGGAGCAGCAUGAACAGCAGCAGGAGGAGCAGGAGCAGCAGCAUGAUCAGCAGCCGCAGCAGCAGGAGGAGCAGCAGCAUGAGCAGCAGCAGGAGCAGCAUGAGCAGCAGCAGCAGGAGGAGGAGGAGCAGCAGCAGGAGGAGCAGGAGGAGCAGCAUGAGCAGCAGCAGCAUGAGCAGCAGCAUGAGGAGCAGCAGCAGGAGCUGCAUGAGGAGGAGCAGGAGGAGCAUGUGCAGCAGGAUGAGCAGCAGCAGCAUGAGGAGCAGCAUGAACAGCAGCAGGAGGAGCAGGAGCAGCAGAAGGAGGAGCAGCAGCAUGAGCAGCAGCAGCAGGAGGAUGAGGAGCAGCAAAAUGAUCAGCAGGAGGAGCAGCAGCAGCAGGAGCAGCAGAGGGAGGAGCAGCAGCAGGAGGAGCAGCAGCAUGAGCAGCAGCAGGAGCAGCAUGCGCAGCAGCAGGAGGAGCAGCUGCAGGAGGAGCAUGAGCAGCAGGAGCAGCAUGAGCAGCAGGAGGAGCAGCAUGAACAGCAGCAGCAUGAGCAGCAGCAUGAGGAGCAGCAGCAGGAGCUGCAUGAGGAGGAGCAGGAGGAGCAUGUGCAGCAGGAUGAGCAGCAGCAGCAUGAGGAGCGGCAUGAACAGCAGCAGGAGGAGCAGGAGCAGCAGAAGGAGGAGCAGCAGCAUGAGCAGCAGCAGCAGGAGGAUGAGGAGCAGCAAAAUGAUCAGCAGGAGGAGCAGCAGCAGCAGGAGCAGCAGAGGGAGGAGCAGCAGCAGGAGGAGCAGCAGCAUGAGCAGCAGCAGGAGCAGCAUGCGCAGCAGCAGGAGCAGCAGCAUGAGCAGCAUGCGCAGCAGCAGGAGGAGCAGCUGCAGGAGCAGGAGGAGCAGCAUCAGCAUGUGCAGCAGCAGCAUGUGCAGCAGCAGCAUGUGCAGCAGCAGCAUGUGCAGCAGCAGGAGGAGCAGCAGCAUGAGGAGCAGCAGCAUGAGGAGCAGGAGCAGCAGCAUGAGCAGCAGCAGCAUGAGGAGCAGCAGCGCAUGAGCAGCAGCAGGAGGAGCAGCAGCAGGAGGAGCAGCAGCUUGCAGCAGCAGCAUGAGGAGCAGCAGGAGGAGCAGCAGCAUGAGGAGCAGGAGCAGCAGCAGGAGGAGCAGCAGCAUGAACAGGAGCAGGAGCAGCAGGAGGAUCAGGAGCAGCAGCAUGAGCAGGAGCAGCAGCAUGAUCAGCAGGAGCUGCAGCAGGAGGAGCAGCAGCAGCAGGUGGAGCAGCCGCAGCAGCAGGAGGAGCAGCAGCAGCAGGAGCAGCAGCGCAUGAGCAGCAGCAGGAGCAGCAGCAUGAACAGGAGCAGCAGCAGGAGCAGCAGCAUGAGCAGGAGCAGCAGCAGCAUGAGCAGCAGCAGCAUGAGCAGCAGCAGGAGGAGAAGCCGCAGCAGGAGGAGCAGCAUGAGCAGCAGCAGGAGGAGCAGCAGCAGCAGGAGCAGCAGCAGCAGAAGGAGCAGCAUGAUCAGCAGGAGCUGCAGCAGCAUGAGCAGCAGCAGGAGGAGAAGCCGCAGCAGGAGGAGCAGCAUGAGCAGCAGCAGGAGGAGCAGCAUGAGCAGCAGCAGCAGGAGCAGCAGCAGCAGGAGGAGCAGCAGCAGAAGGAGCAGCAUGAUCAGCAGGAGCUGCAGCAGGAGGAGGAGCAGCAGCAGCAUGAUGAGCAGCAUGAGCAGCAGCAGGAGGAGGAGCAUGAGCAGCAGCAGGAUGAGGAGGAGCAGCAGCAGGAUGAGGAGGAGCAGCAGCAGGAGGAGCAGCAGCAGCAGAAUGAGUAGCAGCAGGAGCAGCAGCAUGAGCAGGAGGAGCAUGAGCAGCAGGAAAGUCAGCAUGAGCAGGAGGAGCAUGAGCAGCAGGAAAGUCAGCAGGAGCUGCAGCAUGAGGAGCAGGAGCAGCAGCAGGAGGAGCAGCAGCAUGAGCAGCAGCAACAUGAGGAGGAGCAGCAGCAGCAUGAGAAGUAGCAGGAGCAGCAGCAGGAGGAGCAGGAGCAGCAGAAGGAGGAGCAGCAGCAUGAGCAGGAGCAGCAGCAGGAGGAUCAGGAGCAGCAGCAUGAUCAGCAGGAGCUGCAGCAGGAGGAGCAGCAGCAUGAGCAGCAGCAGAAUAAGGAGCAGGAGCAGCAUGAGCAGAAGCAUGAGCAGAAGCAUGAGCAGCAGCAGCAUGAGUAGCAGCAGCAUGAGGAGCAGGAGCAGCAGCAGCAGCAUGAGGAGCAGCAGCAUGUGCAGAAGCAUGAGCAGCAGACGCAUGAGGUGCAGCAUGAGUAGCAGCAGCAGCAGGAGGAGCAGCAUGAGCAGCAGCAGGAGGAGCAGCAUGAGCAGCAGCAGCAGGAGGAGCAGGAGCAGCAUGAGCAGGAGCAGCAGCAUGAGGAGCAGCAGGAGCAGGAGGAGCAUGAGCAGCAGUAGCAUGAGCAGGAGUAGCAGGAGGAGGAGGAGCAGCAGCAGGAGGAGCAUGAGCAGCAGCAGGAGGAGCAGGAGCAGCAGCAUGAGCAGGAGCAGCAGGAGGAUCAGGAGCAGCAGCAUGAGCAGGAGCAGUAGCAUGAGGAGCAUGAGCAGCAGCAGGAGCAGCAGCAGCAUGAGCAGCAGCAGCAGGAGGAGCAGCAGCAUGAGGAGCAGGAGCAGCAUGAGCAGGAGCAGCAGCAUGAGGAGCAGGAGGAGCAUGAGCAGCAGUAGCAUGAGCAGGAGUAGCAGGAGGAGGAGGAGCAGCAGCAGGAGGAGCAUGAGCAGCAGCAGGAGGAGCAGGAGCAGCAGCAUGAGCAGGAGCAGCAGGAGGAUCAGGAGCAGAAGCAUGAUCAGCAGGAGCUGCAGCAGGAGGAGCAGCAGCAUGAGCAGCAGCAGAAUAAGGAGCAGGAGCAGCAUGAGCAGAAGCAUGAGCAGCAGCAGCAUGAGUAGCAGCAGCAUGAGGAGCAGGAGCAGCAGCAGCAUGAGGAGCAGCAGCAUGUGCAGAAGCAUGAGCAGCAGACGCAUGAGGUGCAGCAUGAGUAGCAGCAGGAGGAGCAGGAGCAGCAUGAGCAGCAGCAGGAGGAGCAGCAUGAGCAGCAGCAUGAGGAGCAGGAGCAGCAUGAGCAGGAGCAGCAGCAUGAGGAGCAGCAGGAGCAGAAUGAGCAGCAGCAGCAGGAGGAGCAGCAGCAGCAGGAGGAGCAGCAGCAGCAGGAGGAGCAGCAGCAGGAGGAGCAGCAUGAGCAGCAGCAGCAUGAGGAGCAGGAGCAGCAGCAUGAGGAGGAGCAGGAGGAGCAGGAGCAGCAGUAGCAUGAGCAGCAGCAUGAGCAGGAGCAGCAGGAGGAGCAGCAGCAGCAUGAGGAGCAGCAGCAGCAGGAGGAGCAGCAGCAGGAGGAGCAGCAUGAGCAGCAGCAGCAUGAGGAGCAGGAGCAGCAGCAUGAGGAGGAGCAGGAGCAGCAGUAGCAUGAGCAGCAGCAUGAGCAGGAGCAGCAGGAGGAGCAGCAGCAGCAUGAGGAGCAGCAGCAGCAUGAGCAGCAGCAGCAGCAUGUGCAGCAGCAGGAGGAGCAUGAGGAGCAGAAUGAGCAGCAGCAGGAGCAGAAUGAGCAGCAUGAGCAGAAGCAUGAGCAGCAGCAGCAUGAGUAGCAGCAGCAUGAGGAGCAGGAGCAGCAGCAGCAUGAGGAGCAGCAGCAUGUGCAGAAGCAUGAGCAGCAGACGCAUGAGGUGCAGCAUGAGUAGCAGCAGGAGGAGCAGGAGCAGCAUGAGCAGCAGCAGGAGGAGCAGCAUGAGCAGCAGCAUGAGGAGCAGGAGCAGCAUGAGCAGGAGCAGCAGCAUGAGGAGCAGCAGGAGCAGAAUGAGCAGCAGCAGCAGGAGGAGCAGCAGCAGCAGGAGGAGCAGCAGCAGCAGGAGGAGCAGCAGCAGGAGCAGCAUGAGCAGCAGCAGCAGCAUGAGGAGCAGGAGCAGCAGCAUGAGGAGGAGCAGGAGGAGCAGGAGCAGCAGUAGCAUGAGCAGCAGCAUGAGCAGGAGCAGCAGGAGGAGCAGCAGCAGCAUGAGGAGCAGCAGCAGGAGGAGCAGCAGCAGGAGGAGCAGCAUGAGCAGCAGCAGCAUGAGGAGCAGGAGCAGCAGCAUGAGGAGGAGGAGCAUGAGAAGCAGCAGCAGGAGGAGCAGCAGCAUGAGCAGCAGCAGCAGGAGGAGCAGCAGCAUGAGCAGCAGGAGGAGCAGCAGCAUGAGGAGCAGCAGCAGCAGGAGGAGCAGCAGCAUGAGCAGUAGCAGGAGGAGCAUGAGGAGCAGAAUGAGCAGCAGCAGGAGCAGAAUGAGCAGCAUGAGCAGCAGCAGCAGGAGGAGCAGCAUGAGCAGCAGCAGCAUGAGGAGCAUGAGCAGCAGCAUGAGGAGCAGGAGCAGGAGGAGCAGCAGCAGGAGGAGCAGCAGCAUGAGCAGCAGGAGGAGCAGCAGCAUGAGGAGCAGCAGCAGGAGGAGCAGCAGCAGCAGGAGGAGCAGCAGCAUGAGCAGUAGCAGGAGGAGCAUGAGGAGCAGCAUGAGCAGCAGCAGCAGGAGGAGCAGCAGCAUGAGCAGCAGCAGGAGCAGAAUGAGCAGCAGCAUGAGCAGCAGCAGGAGCAGAAUGAGCAGCAGCAGGAGCAGAAUGAGCAGCAGCAUGAGCAGGAGCAGCAGGAGAAGGAGCAGCAGCAUGAGCAGCAGGAGGAGCAGCAGUUGCAGGAGCAGCAGCAGGAGGAGCAGCAGGAGGAGCAGCAGCAUGAGGAGCAGGAGCAGCAGGAGGAGCAGCAGCAGCAGGAGGAGCAGCAGCAGGAGCAGUAGCAGGAGGAGCAUGAGGAGCAGCAGCAGGAGGAGGAGCAGUAGCAGGAGGAGCAGCAGCAGCAGCAUGAGCAGGAGGAGCAGCAGCAUGAGGAGCAGGAGCAGCAUCAGGAGGAGCAUGAGCAGCAGCAGCAUGAGCAGGAGGAGCAGCAGCAGGAGCAGAAUGAGCAGCAGCAGUAUGAGGAGCAGGAGCAGCAGCAGCAGGAGGAGCAGCAGCAGCAGGAGGAGCAUGAGGAGCAGCAGUUGCAGGAGCAGCAGGAGGAGCAGCAGCAGGAGGAGCAGCAGCAGGAGCAGCAUGAGCAGCAGGAAAGUCAGCAGGAGCUGCAGCAUGAGGAGCAGCAUGAGGAGGAGCAGCAGCAGCAUGAGGAGCAGCAGCAGCAUGAGGAGCAGCAUGAGCAGCAGGAGGAGGAGCAGAAGCAGCAGCAGGAGGAGCAGGAGCAGCAUGAGCAGCAGCAUGAGGAGCAGCAGCAGCAUGAGCAGGAGGAGCAUGAGCAGCAGCAGGAUGAGCAGCAGGAGGAGCAGCAGGAGGAGCAUGAGGAGCAGCAGUUGCAGGAUCUGCAGCAGGAGGAGGAGCAGCAGCAGCAGCAUGAGCAGCAGGAGGAGCAUGAGCAUGAGCAGCUGCAGCAGCAGCAGCAGCAGCAGCAUGAGCAGGAGGAGCAGCAGCAGGAGCAGCAGCAGUAUGAGGAGGAGCAGCUGCAGGAGGAGCCGCAGCAGCAUGUGCAGCAGGAGCAGCAGCAUGAGCAGCAGCAGCAGGAGAAGCAGGAGCCGCAGCAGGAGAAGCAGCAGCAGCAGCAGCAGCAGGAGCAGCAUGAGCAGGAGCAGCAGCAGUAGUAAUAGUAGUAGUAGUAGUAAAGUUGAAUUUGAUUAGGAUCAGCUCGAAAAUGAUUAAACAAAUGCAAAAAAAAUUAAGCCAUAGUUAAAUAAAACUUAAUACAAUAUGUUACCAAACACAUAGCCAAUUUACGCACCGGUGCUUUUCUUUGUUUGUUACAUAAGUAAUUAUUGUAAUAGCUACAAUUAUAUUUAUUAACAUGUGGUGCAAUUUAAGUCAGUUUGGAAACUGCAGGGUUCUUUAGACAAUAAAUUAUACGAAUUUAGAUUUAACAUAUUUGGUCGACUUGCUGGGAUCCUAAAAUCUUUUAGGGGUGGUCUGCUGUGGAUGUCACAGAACAGAAAGGCGUUCUGAGGUGUCGUGGAGAAUUUGGAAGUAGAAUGAAUGUGAUUAUUUCUUAUGGUGCCGAGCUACAAGGUGGAGCCUUCGGAUACCGAGGCCCAGGAAGAUCAUCCGGCCGCAAUUUCGGCCGCCAGUUCUUGGGCCUUGUCUGCGAAGAAACCAAAUCCAAAUGAAUUAGAUUUGCUUCACAGGCAGCCGUUAAACAGGCACAAAUGCCAACUAAAAAAGGAAAUUACCGGUAAAGAGAUUGGGUAUCGACAACUCACCAAAACAAGGCAUUGCUCCUUGAAAUCAGGAGGUGUCUGUCUGAGUAGAAAACAAAGCUCGGAGUGAAACCAGCGUGUUGGACGCUGAAGCACUCAUAAUUUAAAAAUUUAAAAAUUAACAAACAAAGAAAUUCUCUGCAAUAGAAACUAUGACUGAUUACAAGAUCUGGGAAAGCAUCCUUUAAUGAUCCCUUAAUUUAAGUAGCGAAGGUGCAUCUCGCUGAGUGCUGGCCUCUAAAGAAGGAAAUGAUGCAGUCAGUCCCUAGUAUGGCUCCGGUAGCUCUAUAUUAAAUCAGGUACUUCCUCUAGAAAGGAAGAGGAAAUAUUUUUUGUCUUCAGGGCCGAAAGGUUCCGAGGGAGAAGUAGAGAAAUAUAGGCUUUGAAAGCUCAACACUGCUGUUGGCACCCUGGCAGCGCGAUCUAAUGUGGAGUGGCCGAAACAGAUACGCGUGGGCAUUAGGUAGACUGACUAAAGUACUCACCUAUGGCAAGGUCUGUGAAACCAGCUGCCCUGGGCAGCUGCAGAUAGAAGCACUCAUCACGGCGACCAGGACAGUUUCAGGAGCCGGGAAGGAAAUGAAGCUGUAUGCUGUAUACUGCCCUGGGAACAAAUCGAGGAAACAGCAGAACUAUGAUUAAGUGGGAGGGUACAGUGAACGGGACAAGUUUAAAUUUUUGCCGAAAAAUAAUUUGUGGCACACUUAAAUAAAGGUAAAACAAGUGAGUAAUAUGCCUGUAACCAUUACAAAAAUGUAUAAAAUAAAGGAUAUUAAAAAUAUUGGCAGUCUAUUUUCUUAAAACAGUAUUUAUAAGUUUCAAAGUUAAUUUACAAAUUAAUCAUGUCCUUUAAAUGAUUUUUGCAGUUUUGCACUGUUAGCCAUGGAAAAAUUACUAACAAAUGGAACCAACAAUAAAACUAAACAAGUAUUUUAGUCAACACGAUAACAACAGCAUGGACAAAAAUGUUACACGUCUUCAUAUCGGACGGCAUGAGAAUUCUGUUGAAGGAACUUCCAUGCUGAAUGCUAACAAUGUCGAGACUGAUAAAAUGCAGGCAAAGCAGCAAACACACAAUGAUGAAGAUAAACAAGUACUGUGGACAGCACUGAUGAACCCAGAAGGUUAACAGUUGAAACAUUUCGGGAACUGACAUCUGGUCCCAACAUCAGGCACAAACAGACUGAUAUUGGACACAGACGCCGCCGUUUGCUCAUAUGCUCGGCCGAGAGCGUGUGACAGCGAUACCAGGAACUAUUAUGUUCCCAUAACUCGCUAUGUGGUUGCCAAUAUAAAUAUUGCGACCCCGUCACUUUGUUCGAAUCAUUGGAAAUGACGGCGGGGCGCGAAGUAUGCGAUUUUAAGAUUAAGGGUGGCUCACGGUCCAGAAAGUAGUAAAAUAGCUGUCGCAUGUUGCUUGGCUCUAUUUUUAAUAGUGUAUAUGUCAGGCGGGGGGAGGUCACCUUUUCCCCUUAGUUAGUUGGCUAACUGAUGCAUGAAAGUGUCGUGAUGUCUGUAUUUAGAGGCGUGUGGAGUUUGCGCAAAAAUGGCCUAAUUAAUCUCGUUGUGCGAGUGUAGUGUAAAGCUCCAAGGCCGCACAUACCCGGCUGACCAAGGAGGCAUAUCAUCGUGUAGAGUUAGUCCGGUGAAGGAGAGAGCGCAUAGUAUUAGUAACCACUGCGAUGAUACCUGUAUUUUUAUUAAAAAGUACCUGGGGAAAACAACUAGCAUGAACUAUAGCCCCGCCUGGGCUAAUGAAGGCCUGAAAGAUUGAAUUUAUAAUAAUUUAAAUUUAAUUCGUGAAAUGAUUAAUGUAAAGUUUCCCGUUAGUUGCUGCUUCGGGCCAUGCUCAGGAGAGGACAUAGCUUCAUGUCGCGGACACAGAAAAAUACGGGUUUAUAUAUGUAUGUUAGUACUCCUCUCCUUGCACAGCCAAUGGCAGGUGAGCGCUAUCCUGAUUGGUCCCACACAAAAAGGGUGAUGAUAUUGGCUGAUGUAUUGCUGUUAAGGUUGUUGGUUUGCAACUGAGCUUUGUACUAAAUGGGUUUCUUUUUUCAAUUAAUGGUAUCCAUAUAUUUUGUAAUUCAAUGCUCUGUUGACUGAUAUUGUUAUUGCUGACAAUAAAUGCUGUUUCCUUAAGUUUCCUUUUUAUUGAGUGUUCUUUUUGUAUGAGUGGUGCAGCAUUGUCCCAGAGUAUUCUAUGACUAUUAUCCCAGGCAUGUUCGGCAAGACUAGAUUUUUGAGUUUCACCCUCUUCAUUUUUGUGAUCCUUAAUGCGUGUUGAAAGGCCGCUCCUAUGUACAUACAACCACAUUUGCAGGGGAUCUCAUACACACAGUUCUGGCAUUGAAAACUGUUCUCAGCCUGUGUUUGUUUUCAAAAAAAACUUAAUUUUUUUUCUGCGAGACCACCAACACGGGAAAUAAUUAAGUGCCACGUUAUUUAUCUGUAGUGUUUUGUUGAGUGAUUUGGAAUUUGUUUGAUGUCAAGUGCUGCUUUGUCAGGUGGGUAACCAUUUGCUAGAAAUUCAUUCUUUAGCAAAUUGAAAGAAAGAACAGAAAUACCCAUUCCAUCACUCAUGGAACUUAUUACAUUUGACCGGAAUUUCUUUGAAAUAAAAAAUACAUUCUAUAAUUAAAUAUACGGCAUAAAAGCCACAAAAGCUGAUAAUCACGAGUUGACUAUAAAUUAAUCCAUGCAAAAUGUGUUCUGUU
Molecule: messenger RNA, 10306 nt
Organism: Bacillus rossius redtenbacheri
Lineage: Eukaryota; Metazoa; Arthropoda; Insecta; Phasmatodea; Bacillidae
Product: trichohyalin-like
Source: RefSeq, a predicted model, not a curated record